AUGCUGAAAGGUGACUUGAUAGCGCAACGCGAACAAUACCUACCCGAUAUGAUCCAUGGAGACUUGGACUCGUUACGCGAUGAUGUGCGUGACUACUACGAAGCACGAGGUGUCCCUGUGCUACGCGAUGGUGACCAAUACAGCACAGACUUUGGGAAAUGCAUGAAGAAAAUCUCGUCGCGUCUUACUUCCUCAAUGGUUCGGGAUGUGAUCGUCCUUGGUACCCUCGGUGGGAGGGUUGAUCAGGGCCUUGGGCUCCUGAACGAGAUAUACAGAGAAGAGAAUCGACAUGCCGACCUUCGCCUAUGGCUGUUCUCGGAGUGCAGCCUGAGCUUCAUACUUCGGAGUAAGGAGACUCUGCUGAGAGGGCUACAAGAAGAUGGCGUCUUUACCGAGAACGUAGGGUUUCUUCCUAUAUAUGGACCGGCGAUCAUCUCUACCGAAGGUCUGGAAUGGGAUGUCAAGGAGUGGCCUACGGAGAUGAACGGCGGUCAGCUCAGUACGAGCAACCACGUCAAAGCCAACGAUGUGAGGAUUGGAACGGACGUGCCGAUAUUGUUCACGAUAGAAAGAGCGCCUUUGUGA
This is a messenger RNA of Alternaria conjuncta, 585 nucleotides long. RefSeq lists its product as uncharacterized. Gene Ontology annotation, molecular function: ATP binding; thiamine diphosphokinase activity; thiamine binding. Bases 1 to 585 code for a protein of 194 amino acids. The transcript is spliced from 2 exons. Gene Ontology annotation, biological process: thiamine diphosphate biosynthetic process; thiamine metabolic process. The record is from RefSeq and is a predicted model, not a curated record. Lineage: Eukaryota; Fungi; Ascomycota; Dothideomycetes; Pleosporales; Pleosporaceae.